Molecule: messenger RNA, 7457 nt
Organism: Anas platyrhynchos (mallard)
Lineage: Eukaryota; Metazoa; Chordata; Aves; Anseriformes; Anatidae
Gene: SYNPO2L
Product: synaptopodin 2 like
Biological process (GO): positive regulation of actin filament bundle assembly
Cellular component (GO): actin cytoskeleton; Z disc; nucleus
Molecular function (GO): actin binding
Source: RefSeq, a predicted model, not a curated record
GGGCCGCGGGGCCGCGGAGGGGCCCCCAGCGGGCGGCGAGGCGCCGGCCGCCUGCCCCCGUUCGGCCACGGGGCGGGUGCUGGCGCCUGGAGCCGCGCAAAGGUGUCCCCGAGGUGCCGCCCUGCCCCUGCCGCGGGGCUGUGCCCGGGGGCCGGGGACGUGAAGCGGCCGCCGAGCGGCCCCGUCCCGCCCCGCAGGUCAGGGCCGAGCUAUUUUGAGCCCCGCUGCCGCGCUGGGGCCGCGGGCACGGGCUGAGAUUGACGGCACACGUGUGCGGGACGGCGCUGGCCGCGGCCCAGCGGCAGCAUCGGGUGUCCCGGCGGGGCGGGGCGGGUCCGGGGUGCGCGGAGCUGGGGGAGGCAGCGAGGAGAGGGGCUCGGGGGCAGCGGGGGGAGGCAGGGCCGGGGCGAUGCUGCCUGCUGAGAGCCGCGCUCUGCCGGCGUUGGGGAGAUAAAGGACCCGCAGCGCAGGAGCCAUGGGAGCCGAGGAAGAAAUGGUGAUCACGCUGUCUGGAGGCGCCCCCUGGGGCUUCCGCCUGCAAGGGGGCUCUGAGCAGAAAAAGCCCCUCCAGGUGUCCAAGAUCCGAAAGAGAAGCAAAGCAUGCCGUGGAGGCCUGUGGGAAAAUGAUGUGCUAGUAUCUAUCAAUGGCAAGUCGUGUGCCGGCCUCUCCCAUGCUACUGCCAUGCAGAUCAUCGACUCCUCCAACGGCACGCUCAACAUCCGGGUGAAAAGGAUAGUUGGUGGGGACCAGACGGGCCCACGGCUGCAGCGCUCCCCUUCCCCAGGGCAGCGAGUGCUCUCCCCGCCAUCCCCGCUCAGCCCCCCGGCACAGCUGCUGAGCUCCGGGCCGGCAGGAGCCCCGGCCACCACGCAGCCCCCGCAGCCCCGGAGGGCACCGCGGCACCUGGACAGCCUCACCUCCCCGCCCGACAGCGAGGCCUACUACGGCGAGACUGACAGCGACGCCGACAAUGUGGCCCAGGAGAAGCACCGCCGGGCCCGCAAGAAGAGCCCACGCUCCCCGCCCGGCAGCACCAACAGCAAGGCGGACGUGCCCCAGGACGAGGUGUCCCUGUCCGAGCAGAGCGGCUACGAGAGCACGCCGGAGGCCGCCACGCAGGGGGGAGCCGAGGUGGCCAGCUCCGGCGGGGUGGCCAAGAGGGAGAUCGCCUGCCCACCUGGCAGCCGCACGGACACGCCGUUCUCGGAGAGCGAUGGAGCGCUGCGGCCGCCCUCAGCCGAGGGCCGGGAGCCUUCCCCGGAGGCGAUGCUCCUGCCCCACGCCACCAAGGCCAUCCGAGCGGAGCGCCACCUCAUCCCCAUGGUGGGGCCCGUGGAGCACCCAGUUGAUGAAGACCUGACCACCACGUAUGCGGAGAAAGCCAAGCAGGCCAAGCUCCACCGCCACGAGAGCAUCCAAGAGAAGAACGUGAAAGAAGCCAAAACCAAGUGCAGAACCAUUGCCUCCCUGCUGACAGAUGCACCAAACCCCCACUCCAAGGGGGUGUUGAUGUUCAAGAAGCGCAGGCAGAGGGCCAAGAAGUACACACUGGUAAGCUUUGGCAGUGUCGACGAAGACCGCUCCUACGAGGAGGAAGACGGAGUUUUUCCAACCAGUGAGUCUGAAUUUGACGAGGAAGGUUUCUCUGAUGCCCGAAGCUUAACGAAUAACUCAGACUGGGACAACACUUACCUGGACAUUGAAAAGUCCAAGUCAGACUCUGAGCAGAAAGACGAGAAGCAAAAAGGUUUGAGUGAGGCCUCGGGUAAAGGAGCCCGCUUAUUUGAGCAGCAGAGGGAACGUGCUGGGAAGUACACAGUAGAGAAAGUCCCUGCAGAGAAGGGCCCCCAGCUCGCCCCAGCUGUGCAGCCGCAGCCGGGCAUGCUGAAUGGAGAGAUGCCUGUGCCCCAGAAGACAAGCAGCGUGCCCCUCAGCAUCCACCUGGAAGGUGUGCCAGUGCCCAGCAAGCAGCCAGCCACUCUGCCCGCUCCGCUCCUGGCUCCCUCCAGCCCCACUGUCUUCCAGCCAGCCCCUGGCACCCCCGACCCCUUCUCUGCAAGCACAGCCAGUAUGUUCAACAGAUCCGCACGGCCCUUCACCCCUGGCUUUUCUGGCCAACGCCCAGCGACAUCCUCCGUCAUCUUCAGGCCAUCUGCACCCAAAAAGCCCACUGAAAGCCUGGGUGGGCAAAGCACGGCGGUUCCCCCUUUCUCGCCUCAGGCUCCAGGAUCACCUGCCAGCGCCCCAGUGCCGGCACACCGUGGUGCAGUGAGCUCCUCCACAUCUCUGUAUAUUCCCGCACCAGGAAGGCCAACACCACCAGUAGAAUCACAGCCGAGAGCAGGAGGAAGCGCUCCAGAGGCUAAGCCUUCCACCAACACUGCCCGGACAUCCACUGCCUCCAUAUUUCUAUCAACUCCCUCAAAGCCAGGAGGGGAGGUGGCCUCUGCAGCGGCCCAGCCACGAGCCCCUGGAACAGCCUCCUCGUCUUUGUAUAUCAGCCCAGCGCCACCGCAGCACGUGGUGAGCAGCUCCCCGCUGCCAGCGCAGCCUUCUCCUGCCACCUCACCGGCGACGCCACGGCCUCCUUCCGAGCCCCUCACCUCCAGGGAGCAGAGGAUCUCCGUGCCGGCUCCCCGCACAGGCAUCCUGCAGGAGGCCCGCCGGCGGGGCAACAAGAAACCCAUGUUCAGUAAGAUUGAGGAGAAGAAGAAGAACUCACCCAACCCCGAGCUCCUGUCUCUGGUGCAGAACCUGGAUGAGAAGCCAAAAGGUGACCACCCUGGGGCAGGCUUUGAGUCUGGGCCCGAAGAGGACUUCCUCAGCCUGGGCGCCGAGGCCUGCAACUUCAUGCAGUCCUCUGGCCGCAAGUUCAAAACCCCACCUCCAGUGGCUCCGAAGCCUCAGCAGCAAGAUGCUGGACUGGUAAAUGGGGCCCACGACAUGCCUCAGCUUAAGGGCAAGGGGGCAGAGCUCUUUGCCAAACGCCAGAGCCGCAUGGACAAAUUUGUGGUGGAGACAACGCCGAAGCCGGAGUCCAAGCCCAGGACCCCCUCUCCUUCCCCUUCUCUACCUUCAUCCUGGAAAUAUUCACCCAACAUCCGGGCCCCCCCUCCGAUAGCUUACAACCCGAUGCAUUCCCCUUUCUAUCCUCUGGCUGCCAGCAAGUCUCAGGCUAGCAAAGCAGAGAGCAAAGUGAAAAAGGCACCUGGCCAGAAAUCAGGGCUCAAGGUCAUCGAUUUCAUGCGCCAUCAGCCCUACCAGCUAAAGUCAGCCAUGUUCUGUUUUGGAGAUCCCCCAAGCCCCAGCACGCAGGAGCCUCCUGCUCAGGCAGCCCCGCAGCCCGGCUCGUCCUUCCCCGCAGCCAAGCAGGUCCCGGUGAAAACAGCCAAGGCCCAGGAGAUUCGUCGCUUCUCCACCCCGGCUCCCGCGCCGGCCUCAGGCAGCAUGGCACCCACUGUGCUUGUGCCCCGCUCGGCCACCACGCUGGAUGAGCCCGUGUGGAGAACAGAAAUGGCCUCUUCUGCCCCCGCUACCCCAGCGCCCUUCCAGGUGGAGCUCAGCCAGUCCCCUAAGCCAUACCAGAGCUCCCCUGAGCUUGUUCAGGCGAGCCUGGGGCCUUCCCCAAACCCUGCCUCAGCCUCUCGGUUUCAGGUGGCCAGGCCCAAAUUCUCAGCAGCCAGAACGGGGAUGCAGGCCAACGUGUGGCGGCCGAGCUUUGGCCACCACUGAGGCAGGCGCCGCUACCAUCCCAUCCACGGCCCCACAGAGAUAGUGCUCGUUUUGUCUUUCAUGUCAGCUCAGUACAUUGGGGUGAGUGAUGUAAAAUGAAGAAAAGAGAAAAAAAAAAUUGCUCCCCUUCUGCACCACCCUCUCCCCCAACCUCCCCUUGGUCUCAGAUGGGCAGCUUCAUGGCAAGGCUUACGGCUGUGGCUACAGAUGGAGGAAGAAUGUGGAGAGAGGGCACGUGUGGUACACAGGGACUGGGAACUCGACUGCACCAGCAAAACCCGUGUCUGGAGAGGGUGAAUGGCAGGUGUGGUCUCAACGAGGACAUGCAGUGGUUUCCUCCCAAGGUCUUUGGAGCCAACCCUGAAUGGAGGGGCCUUGGCGGACAAGAGCCUUCCAGGAAGGACGGGUUGGAGACAGGAUUACAAAACAGAAGUCCUACCUUCCCCAUCAGACUGCUUUUUUGAGAGCCUGUGAGGCCGUACAUAGGCACACCCCUACACACACAGCAGCAGUCAGCAGGGAGAGGAAGGAGAAGUGGGGCUCUGCCUUGGACACUUCUGCCAGAUUUCCCUCCAUGGGAAAGAAGGCAAGAGAGCAGAGUGGGGAGGUUUGCACGUGCACAGGUAGGCAGCGUGUCCUGCACAGGAGGAUGGCGAUGUGUGCCUGUUCCUCUGGUCGCCAGGCGGGGACUGAACGAAGCAGUCAUCCCAGCUGGUGUGAAACUCAGCCAUCAGGUCUGGGAGCAGGUUGCCAGAGAGGUGUUGAAUGGACUUGGUGGGGCUACCACAAAUUCCCCACAGCAGGAGCUAUCAAUUUUUGGAGAUACACAAAGGGCAAAGCUAAGCUCAGGCAGUGGCUGGUUAGCUCCAAGCAGUCCCUGCAGCAUUAGUCUCACUGGAACAGGAUGCAGAUGCUGUAAGUAUAAAGAAGGAUUGUGUGGGAGAAGGUAAAGUUGGCUUUAAAAGGAGGCAGGAUUGAAUAAGCGUUUGCAUUUCAGCUUUUUGUUUAGUGGACAGAAGAGUGGCUAGAUUGGAAAUGGGUCUUGACAUAAAACUUCCUGAAAACUCUCUGUUGAGCUGGAAAAUGGAGCCCCUUUUACAGAGAGUCUCAUCAGGAGAGUGGAGUACAGGGGAACAGAGUUACAAAUGGAAUUGCAUGCUAAAUGAUUUAAGUAUCCUCAAGACUAAUUGAUAAAAACUGAAGUGCUUUGAGAUUCCCAGAGGAUCAGCAUUCUCUGACACACACAUACAGAGCUCAGUUUGCUGGCAGUGCGGGGGAAGUAGGACUGGUUAUUCUUUGAUUGCCCCAGGCUAGCCUCAGACCUAAUCCCUACACCAAAGGUAUACAAGAAGAAAGCAUUCCCUCUCCCAGGAAAGAAUUCAGGAUAUCAGUAGGGCCUGUGCAUGUGUGUGUGCCCAUCACCUACACUCCAGUCUGCACAACCCCCUGACAUUUGUUUUUCUGCCCUUGCUCCCCUUUCUGUGGCAACCUCACAGAGUGGGCUGGAGAACCCAGCUAGCAACUCUAGUCCUGGACAAGCCUGAGAGGGAGGGAAUGAGAGAAAAGGAAAAGCGAUACACAAUCCUGCCAAGUCCCUUUGAAUCCUCUGUGUCUGGCUGGCCUCGCUCUGCAGGCCUGUGUUUGCAGUGCACAUUGCUGGGAGCCCUGGAAUGUAGGAUGAGUGUGCUGGGCAGGGAGGAGGACAGCAGUGACACCUCUCUCGGAAGGCUAUCAGCCAUGGGAGAGGCUGGAGAAAAAAACUUAGGGCAUGCCCUGAGUUAAUAAGAAAAGGGGAGGUGCUGCACCUGGUUGUAUGACAGAGGAGCAGUCGACCUCAAAUGAUGAGGUGAUGGUCCAUGUUCCUGGAAAGCCUUAGAGGGGAGGUCUUAGGAGACGUCAUCACUGCAGAGUUAACUCAGAUCACCAGAAUCCACUUCACUGUGGGGGGGAGCAGCCACGCUACAAAACCUGACUUGGAUGAUUGCUUUCUCACUCAUCCUGUGCUGCACUGUAUUGCCAUUGUUGCUGCACAUAUUGCCAUGUGCUCUAGCAAGAUAAAUGUCUGUAAUUCUUCCCACAGAAAGAAGGAGUCUUCCAUUUUUCUAAUUAACCUGUGGGGAGGAACUAAAGGACUGGUAGUGCUGCAAAAGUUUAGUCUGUAAUCUCCUUGUGGAGUGCUGGCUGGCUGGCACUGACAGACCAGCUUGCCCAGGCUGAAAGCAUCACUGAACUCAGGUGUAGAGGAGGGGUUACGUGGACCAGAGAAAGGGUGUUCAGGAUAAUUCUGCAGUGAAGAAAUAACCUCAGAAAGUCUGAAUCUUACUCCAGUGUUCCUGACCCUCACGGACCUAAAAAUCAAGUGCAUUCAGGACCUGAGUGUCUCAGGAAUUUAUUCUGCCACUGGGAAGAAAAAAAAUAAAAUAAAAUAAAAAAUAAAAUAAAAGAGAGAGAAGUCUGUUUUUAGUAUGUUCAGGAGAUUGCAUCUGGCCUGUAUUUGGGUGGUGCUGCACCAGAUCUCUAGGAGACACUGAUGCAAGUCAAACAAUGAUGGCCAAACACUGUGGAAUGUUACAUGGCAGGACCUGAGUGCAGUAACUGGAUUCGGCCCAUAAUUUCUGAUAAUGUAGUGGGCAGGAGAUGAAAAAAUGUUAGGUCUGAUAGGAGAAUUAAUGCUAAACAUCAGAGCAAGGAAAAGAAUCGGGAGGCAAGGGAUCCUGCAUUUCACCUCUACCAUCCUUGGUUCAAAACUAGGUUUGGGAGGAACGCUAGUUUGAUGGCAUCAGCCUCUCCCAGUCUUUUCUGGGUCCUGUGCUGAGGACAGAAGGGGCUCUGCAGAAGCAGAGGGUGCUGCAGAUGAGGCCUACAGUGCUUGUGGAGUAUCCCAAAUAAGGCCUGUGGCUGCAAGUAGCAUGAGAUGAGAACUAAUACUGAGAUGCAUCUGCUAAGCUAUAGGGAAGAAACUUGCACAACUGCUGGCUUUGUGCAGCUCUGCUAGUGUCUGCUCAUGAAAAUAAUGUGGCUGCCUGUUAGAAAGGUCACGGUUGAGGUUACAAGGAAUACUUUUGAACCGUCUAAGAUUGUCUUGAGCCUCUCCAAAUUCCUAAUUCCUCAGCUGUUGAACAAGCACACAUGUAAACAGUUGCUGGACAAGUUUUAGCUCCCACCUGCUAAGUUAUGAGCUGCAGUGGUAGGCCAACCCCCAGUAUCCCUUAGGUAAGCAUUUGAAGACGUCUACGUGGGCUCUGAUUUAAAACGGCCUCCUCUCUAGCAUGCUGCUGGUUCUACAUUGCAGCUAUGGCAAUCCUGGGGGUUUAUCUUGGCUUCUCUUCCCUCUGAAUGUAUGGCAACACUUGCCAGAGAUAACCUCAAGUUCCUGUAGCAGCUGAGAGGAAGAAUCUCGGAAGAGACUGGUGUGACGAGGAGUCACUGUUCACCAGAUGCAGCACAGAAUAACCCAAGAUUGUUCCUCUGACAGAAUUCACUCCCUUUCUGCUACCAUCCAGCACACUCUACCAGACCCUCUUCUUAGAGGAGACUUGUCGGUGCUCUGAAGAUGGGAGCCUCACAGCAGUGCUCUGGUGGAAGAUGUGACCUCAGAAGGAGAACAGAGGUGGCGUCUCUGUUUAUGGAAAUACUUUUUUCCUUUUCUGUUUUGUCGUUUUUGCAAUUUACAGUCACUUUCUAUUUGUUUGUGCAGAAGAAUAAACUUGUGAUAUGCACUUUA